Contarinia nasturtii (swede midge) is the source of this 2079-nucleotide messenger RNA. RefSeq lists its product as uncharacterized. Bases 61 to 1470 code for a protein of 469 amino acids. The transcript has 3 exons. The record is from RefSeq and is a predicted model, not a curated record. Lineage: Eukaryota; Metazoa; Arthropoda; Insecta; Diptera; Cecidomyiidae.
UGACAUUUGAUUGCUGAAUCGUAAAGACGCAUAUUAGUCUACUGAAUCUUUACCGUCAAGAUGAAGUCGAAAUUGCCGUGUUGUGAAAUUAAUAAAAAGUGUGAAUGGAUAAAUAAAACGCUGGAAUGUGAUCACUGCGAAUGCGUUUUUGAGAAAAAGGAGCAAUUAGAUGACCACAAUCGCGAAAUCCACGAAGUACAGUUCACAGGCAAACGAAAAUUGAAUUGUUGUGAGUGGAACGAGAAGAAAAGACAGAAAUCUCAUCAUCACUCAUGCUAUUAUUGCGAAUGUACGUUCCAAAAGAAAAAUGAGCUAAAUGGUCAUAUGGAUUCCGUUCAUAAAUGUCGAACAUGUCGCCAAAUUUUGUUAACUGAGGAUAUCCGAGCCCAACAUAAAAUAAAACACGAGGAAGAGCAGCGAAAACGCAAGGAAUUGCUGAAUUUACAAAAGCAAAGAGACGACGAUCUUGUACUCAAUUAUGUGAAAACCAACAAACUUGAUGAAUACAAAACUGAACCAGAUUAUGAGCCAAAUUUCUAUCACAUUGUUAAUCACUUUGACCUUGAAAAAGAACAAUUAUUGACAUUGGUGAAGAAAUUCGAUGUUGAAGAUAUCCUUUGCUUUCGCGGCGGUUGUGACACUUUUACAAGCGAAGAAAUUAUCUACUUAUUGGAAAACGAUGCGGUGAGCGUUGAAAACGUUGCCGAUUUUCUAAAUGGUAUGACAUGGAGCCUUGGUGACGAUGAAGUUGUGUCUGAGCUUGUUGAGUAUUUUUUGGAUAAAGAAAUCAACAUAAAACGAGAAUGGGUCGCAAAAGUGAUCAACGACGAUGCACUGAUUGAACGCAUAAAGAAAAAAUACACAUACAGUCAUGACGAAAUAUAUGAAGCGCGACAUAGAGAUUCAAUUUUCCCUGAUAACGAUGGAUGGGAUGAAUUCUACGUGCAAGUUCAUAAGCACUUUCCAGAUCCGGAUUUCGAAGAUCCAUUUGCCGAUCCAUACAGUCAUUUCAAAUGCGUUGUGACAGAACAUGUUCAUGAUCACUUACACAACCGUUACUUUUAUGACGAAGAAGAUGAUAAAUUAUCUAUUGUAGUCGGUGGUAACAAUGAACGUGAGAUUUCACUAGGCAGCUGUAAAGGAAUGUUUACAAACAAUUUACAAAGUCUGAUACGAAAAUACAAUAAAGCAACAGAGCAAUACGACAAAGCAAACGAUGAGGUCAGUGAGUUGUUCGAUAAACGUGAAGAGGAACUAAAUGCUAAAUUGACAGAAAAUCAAAAACUGGGUAUUUUGGAUUGUUAUGAUCACGCCAUUUAUAAAGAUGCUUUGCCGGAACGAAAUGAAAUAGCAAAUUGGGUAUCGAAGCUGUAUUUUGUCAUUUCAAUGAAAAAAUCGGAUACUGAAGUACAUGCAACACCGCCAUACUAUGAACCGAAUUCCUCCCUUGCUAUGGAGCCAACAGAAUAAAGUAAAUCACAAAGAAACCUACAACACUAACACUAUUGAAUCCCGAAAUCGUCCAAGCAACGCAACGUGCUGUGUGCAAAUCGAUAAUAAGCUACAUCCAAAGGAAAAGGAUCAAAUGAUUUUAAUAUAACCAAAUCAUUACGAAUUAAUAUCAAAAAUCUUUCCAUUCACUUUUUUCGUCAUACAAACAUUAUUUAAUCAUUAAAAAAAAAAUAAGAAUUAAGUCUUUAUUUAAGUUUUUUCAAAGAUUUGUGAUUUGUACAAAGAAACACAAUAGAAUCAAUGAAAAAUGGUUCUCAACUUAAAAUUAAAUAGAAUAAAUUGAAAAUGGGUGUCCCUGUAAGCAGUUGCCCCAAUAUUUCUGUUCGUUCAAAAAUGUCUUUUUUCGGUGACACAAUUUUUGUUGCAGAUUUUUCGUACCUUGAAAGUUUCGAUAAUUAAAUCCGAGUUGUGACAUUGCUUGAACUUUUAAGAAAAUGGCGACGAUCGACAUCAUAUCGCACCUAUAUAAUGAACUGUUGAAUCAGUUUAUUCUUAUUAAUAUUUCGAUUGUUCUGGUUAAUACAAUAAAGACUAUAAAAACGUAAGACUCUAAUUUCAUGAAAAGAA